This is a messenger RNA of Ochotona curzoniae (black-lipped pika), 1172 nucleotides long. RefSeq names its product enoyl-CoA hydratase 1 (gene ECH1). Gene Ontology annotation, molecular function: delta(3,5)-delta(2,4)-dienoyl-CoA isomerase activity. The record is from RefSeq and is a predicted model, not a curated record. Gene Ontology annotation, cellular component: mitochondrion. The coding region runs from base 55 to 1029 and encodes 324 amino acids. The transcript is spliced from 10 exons. NCBI's taxonomy places the organism in Eukaryota, Metazoa, Chordata, Mammalia, Lagomorpha, Ochotonidae.
CUGUACCCGCCCCUUGGCUUCCUCCCGCUGGCUGACUUCUACUACUCAUUUCCAAUGGCGGCGGUGAUGGCGACCGCUCGCGGAUUUCGCGGCCUGCUGAUGCGACGACUGACAGCUCCCUUCAGCCCCAGCCCGCGCCCCUUGGGCACGUCGGCUCAGGAGGGGCAGCCCUCCGCGGCCCCCGGCGAAGCCCCAGACCACAGCUACGAGUCCCUCCGGGUGACUGCCACCCAAAAGCACAUCCUGCAUGUGCAGCUCAACCGGCCUGACAAGAUGAAUGCCAUGAACAAGGCCUUCUGGAGGGAGAUGGUGGAGUGCUUCAACAAGAUAGCGCGGGACACCGAGUGCCGGGCGGUGGUCAUCUCAGGGGCAGGGAAAAUCUUCUCAGCAGGCCUCGACGUCAUGGACUUCGCGUCGGAUGCCUGGCAGCCGGAUGGAGAUGAUGUGGCCCGCAUCAGCUGGCACUUCCACGACCUCAUCCGCAGGUACCAGGAGGCCUUCAACGUCAUUGAGAAGUGCCCCAAACCUGUCAUUGCCGCCAUCCAUGGGGGCUGCAUUGGUGGAGGUGUGGACCUUGUCACAGCCUGUGACAUCCGCUAUUGCGCCCAGGAUGCCUUCUUCCAGGUGAAGGAGGUGAAUGUGGGCUUGGCUGCUGAUGUGGGGACGCUGCAGCGGCUGCCCAAGGUCAUCGGGAACCAGAGUCUGGUCAACGAGCUGGCCUUCACCGCCCGCAAGAUGAUGGCUGACGAAGCCCUGAGCAGCGGGCUGGUCAGCCGGGUGUUCCCGGACAAGGAGACCAUGCUGGACGCAGCCUUUGCCCUGGCGGCUGAGAUUUCCAGCAAGAGCCCUGUGGCGGUGCAGGGCACCAAGAUCAACCUGGUCUACUCCCGGGACCACUCGGUGGCCGAAGCCCUCAACUACAUGGCGUCCUGGAACAUGAGCAUGCUGCAGACCCAAGACAUCCCCAAGUCUGUGCAGGCCAUGAUGGAGAAGAAGGAUCUUAAGAGCGUUACCUUCUCCAAGCUCUGAGAGCCCUGGCGCGGGAGAGCAGGUGAGGAGGCAUGCCGGGACUCCGGGCUGCCUCCCCCGACUCUCCCACUGUGUGACUUGAGGGGACUCGGGCCCUAGCCUUAUCUUCACUGCGCCUGCAAUAAAGGGAGCAUUGAACAGAA